Arabidopsis thaliana (thale cress) is the source of this 3027-nucleotide messenger RNA. RefSeq names its product UDP-Glycosyltransferase superfamily protein (gene DGD1). Gene Ontology annotation, molecular function: digalactosyldiacylglycerol synthase activity; glycosyltransferase activity. Lineage: Eukaryota; Viridiplantae; Streptophyta; Magnoliopsida; Brassicales; Brassicaceae. Bases 377 to 2803 code for a protein of 808 amino acids. The record is from RefSeq and is marked reviewed. The transcript is spliced from 7 exons. Gene Ontology annotation, cellular component: chloroplast outer membrane.
GUCAAUACCAUGCCCCGUAGGACCAGAUUCUUCGAUUCCAGCAUAUUCCUAAGUUAAAUCCGACACAAUCGGAUAAUCUCGUCAACCACUCACAACACGCCACGUAAUCAAUGAUGUGGAACCCAUGCCACGUUGGACACGGUCUCACGGGACAAGGCUUCAGUAAAGAGCGCCUAUCGUCCGUCCGACUUGUUUAUUUUCCACGUGUUAAUCUUCCAGAAUAAUCAGAAAGAGAAUUAAAAAAAUAAAACAAUCCAAAUUAAUCUCAGCCGUCAAUUUCUCUUCUUCUUCUUCCCAAAUUCUCUCAACAGAUAGAGAAAACCUUAUUAGCAGCACUCUCACGAAAUCGUCGUGACGAAACGAUAAACCCUAAGUCAUGGUAAAGGAAACUCUAAUUCCUCCGUCAUCUACGUCAAUGACGACCGGAACAUCUUCUUCUUCGUCUCUUUCAAUGACGUUAUCCUCAACAAACGCGUUAUCGUUUUUGUCGAAAGGAUGGAGAGAGGUAUGGGAUUCAGCAGAUGCGGAUUUGCAGCUGAUGCGAGACAGAGCUAACUCUGUUAAGAAUCUAGCAUCAACGUUCGAUAGAGAGAUCGAGAAUUUCCUCAAUAACUCGGCGAGGUCUGCGUUUCCCGUUGGUUCACCAUCGGCGUCGUCUUUCUCAAAUGAAAUUGGUAUCAUGAAGAAGCUUCAGCCGAAGAUUUCGGAGUUUCGUAGGGUUUAUUCGGCGCCGGAGAUUAGUCGCAAGGUUAUGGAGAGAUGGGGACCUGCGAGAGCGAAGCUUGGAAUGGAUCUAUCGGCGAUUAAGAAGGCGAUUGUGUCUGAGAUGGAAUUGGAUGAGCGUCAGGGAGUUUUGGAGAUGAGUAGAUUGAGGAGACGGCGUAAUAGUGAUAGGGUUAGGUUUACGGAGUUUUUCGCGGAGGCUGAGAGAGAUGGAGAAGCUUAUUUCGGUGAUUGGGAACCGAUUAGGUCUUUGAAGAGUAGAUUUAAAGAGUUUGAGAAACGAAGCUCGUUAGAAAUAUUGAGUGGAUUCAAGAACAGUGAAUUUGUUGAGAAGCUCAAAACCAGCUUUAAAUCAAUUUACAAAGAAACUGAUGAGGCUAAGGAUGUCCCUCCGUUGGAUGUACCUGAACUGUUGGCAUGUUUGGUUAGACAAUCUGAACCUUUUCUUGAUCAGAUUGGUGUUAGAAAGGAUACAUGUGACCGAAUAGUAGAAAGCCUUUGCAAAUGCAAGAGCCAACAACUUUGGCGUCUGCCAUCUGCACAAGCAUCCGAUUUAAUUGAAAAUGAUAACCAUGGAGUUGAUUUGGAUAUGAGGAUAGCCAGUGUUCUUCAAAGCACAGGACACCAUUAUGAUGGUGGGUUUUGGACUGAUUUUGUGAAGCCUGAGACACCGGAAAACAAAAGGCAUGUGGCAAUUGUUACAACAGCUAGUCUUCCUUGGAUGACCGGAACAGCUGUAAAUCCGCUAUUCAGAGCGGCGUAUUUGGCAAAAGCUGCAAAACAGAGUGUUACUCUCGUGGUUCCUUGGCUCUGCGAAUCUGAUCAAGAACUAGUGUAUCCAAACAAUCUCACCUUCAGCUCACCUGAAGAACAAGAGAGUUAUAUACGUAAAUGGUUGGAGGAAAGGAUUGGUUUCAAGGCUGAUUUUAAAAUCUCCUUUUACCCAGGAAAGUUUUCAAAAGAAAGGCGCAGCAUAUUUCCUGCUGGUGACACUUCUCAAUUUAUAUCGUCAAAAGAUGCUGACAUUGCUAUACUUGAAGAACCUGAACAUCUCAACUGGUAUUAUCACGGCAAGCGUUGGACUGAUAAAUUCAACCAUGUUGUUGGAAUUGUCCACACAAACUACUUAGAGUACAUCAAGAGGGAGAAGAAUGGAGCUCUUCAAGCAUUUUUUGUGAACCAUGUAAACAAUUGGGUCACACGAGCGUAUUGUGACAAGGUUCUUCGCCUCUCUGCGGCAACACAAGAUUUACCAAAGUCUGUUGUAUGCAAUGUCCAUGGUGUCAAUCCCAAGUUCCUUAUGAUUGGGGAGAAAAUUGCUGAAGAGAGAUCCCGUGGUGAACAAGCUUUCUCAAAAGGUGCAUACUUCUUAGGAAAAAUGGUGUGGGCUAAAGGAUACAGAGAACUAAUAGAUCUGAUGGCUAAACACAAAAGCGAACUUGGGAGCUUCAAUCUAGAUGUAUAUGGGAACGGUGAAGAUGCAGUCGAGGUCCAACGUGCAGCAAAGAAACAUGACUUGAAUCUCAAUUUCCUCAAAGGAAGGGACCACGCUGACGAUGCUCUUCACAAGUACAAAGUGUUCAUAAACCCCAGCAUCAGCGAUGUUCUAUGCACAGCAACCGCAGAAGCACUAGCCAUGGGGAAGUUUGUGGUGUGUGCAGAUCACCCUUCAAACGAAUUCUUUAGAUCAUUCCCGAACUGCUUAACUUACAAAACAUCCGAAGACUUUGUGUCCAAAGUGCAAGAAGCAAUGACGAAAGAGCCACUACCUCUCACUCCUGAACAAAUGUACAAUCUCUCUUGGGAAGCAGCAACACAGAGGUUCAUGGAGUAUUCAGAUCUCGAUAAGAUCUUAAACAAUGGAGAGGGAGGAAGGAAGAUGCGAAAAUCAAGAUCGGUUCCGAGCUUUAACGAGGUGGUCGAUGGAGGAUUGGCAUUCUCACACUAUGUUCUAACAGGGAACGAUUUCUUGAGACUAUGCACUGGAGCAACACCAAGAACAAAAGACUAUGAUAAUCAACAUUGCAAGGAUCUGAAUCUCGUACCACCUCACGUUCACAAGCCAAUCUUCGGCUGGUAGAUAUUUCCCCAUAGGCCACCCAGUUAUUGCUUGUGACUUAUUAAACCACUACGUUAUUGUUAUCCUUUUUUACUUUUACAGUUGUUGUAGGUCGUUUGUUUGUUAAUAGAAAGGGUAGAUUAUUAUUAGAUGUCUUUUUGUAAAAUAUCAAUACGAAGCGUAUUUGAUGAUAUAUAAAAUAACUAUAUUGGCAAAAAUAUGAACUAUGAAGGCCGUUUUCGUGA